Molecule: messenger RNA, 2850 nt
Organism: Manihot esculenta (cassava)
Lineage: Eukaryota; Viridiplantae; Streptophyta; Magnoliopsida; Malpighiales; Euphorbiaceae
Product: tyrosine-protein kinase JAK2
Exons: 20
Coding region: 166-2721 (851 amino acids)
Biological process (GO): protein phosphorylation
Molecular function (GO): ATP binding; protein kinase activity
Source: RefSeq, a predicted model, not a curated record
AAAGGACAACGAAGGUCUGAAUGCUAAAGUUACCUACUGUCUUCCAUCAUCCUUCCUACAUCUCCUUCUCUAUCUCUGUCCAUUCAUUCACACUCAAUAUACUUGCAAGAAACCUCUGCUCGUGGUUGCAUAAGUUUGCAACUUCUUACGACCUCUAGCUUGGGGAUGAACGGAGCAGAUCGCCGGAUGGAAACUAGAGAUCCGAAUGAAUCUGGCUCAUCUCCAUCUGCAUCUGAGAAUUAUGAUCGCAUUGGGCCAAAGCGGUAUUCAUACGAGGAACUAGCAACGGUAACUGGUCAUUUCUCGCACAAUAACCUAAUUGGUCGAGGUGGUUUUGGUCAUGUUUUUAAGGCAUCCUUAGAUGGCGAGACUCGUGCUAUCAAGAGACUUGAUUAUCCGGGUGUAGAGUCCGAAGGAGAUUUGGAAAGGGAGAUUAUGGUCGUCAAAAGCAUCAGUCACAAAAACCUCGUUGAACUGAUUGGUUACUGCAUUGAUGGAGCCAAUAGAUUGCUUAUUUUAAAGUAUUUUCCAAAUGGGUCUUUGAGAUCUAAAUUAGAUGGGAAGGAGAAUGUUUUAGACUGGAAAAAAAGAAUGAAUAUUGCUAUAGGUUCUGCAAGAGGAUUGGAAUAUUUACAUGAACACUGUAAACCUAAAAUUAUACAUUUAGAUAUCAAGCCGGAUAAUAUUCUUCUUGAUGAACAUUUUGAACCUAAGAUUUUGGACUUGCUCAUUUUUUUACGGGUGUUGCUACUCACAUAUCCAAAUCAUCAGUUAUGGGAACCCAAGUAUCAGAAUGAAUCUGGCUCAUCUCCUGAGAAGACUAUUGGGCCAAAGUCAUAUUCAUACGGUGAACUAGCAAGGGUAACUGAUAAUUUCUCGCUCAAUAACCUAAUUUGUCGAGGCAGGUUUGAUCAUGUUUUCAAGGCAUCCUUAGAUGGUGAGAUCCGUGCUAUUAAGAGACUUGAUUUUCCGGAUGUACAAUUCGAAGAAGGUUUGGAGAGGGAGAUUAUGGUCGUCAAAAGCAUCAGUCACAAAAACCUCGUUGAACUGGUUGGUUACUGUAUUCAUGGAGCCAAUAGAUUGCUUAUUUUUAAGUAUUUUCCAAAUGGGUCCUUGAGAUCUAAAUUACAUGGAAGUGGGGAUGUUUUGGACUGGGAAAAAAGAAUGAAGAUCGCCGUAGGUUGUGCGAAAGGAUUGGAAUAUUUACAUGAACACUGUAAUCCUAAAAUUAUUCAUUUAGAUAUGAAACCGGAUAAUAUUCUUCUUGAUGAAGAUUUUGAACCUAAGAUAACAGAUUUUGGACUUGCUCAAUUUUUUACCGACGGUGCUACUCACAUAUCCAAAUCAUCAGUUAUGGGAACCCAUGUUUACGAAGAUCCACUGACAACAAAACUUGGAAAAUAUUCUGAUAAAUCUGAUAUUUAUUCUUUUGGAGUUACACUUUUAGAACUGAUUACUGGAAGAAGACCUAUAGACAAUGGCACUGACAUUGUUACUUGGGCAAAACCUCUAAUUAAAAAGGCUUUGGAGGGCAGAUAUACAAAUUUUAUAGAUUCCAAUUUACAAUCCUUUGACCAUGAACAAAUUUAUCGAAUGGUUUCUUGUGUUAAUUCUUGUCUAAAUCAACCUCCAAACUCUCGGCCAACAAUGAAAAAGAUACGUCUAGUUCUUGAAGGAAUAUCACUCCCGGAAGAAUUAUACGAUCAUAAAUUGCGAAAGAGCAUCAUACAUAGAGAUCAGAAUGAAUUUGGCUCAUCUCCUGAGAAGACUAUUGGGCCAAAGUCAUAUUCAUACGGUGAACUAAUAAGGGCAACAGGUCAUUUCUCGCUCAAUAACCUAAUUGGUCGAGGUAGUUUUGGUCAUGUUUUUAAGGCAUCCUUAGAUGGUGAGAUCCGUGCUAUUAAGAAACUUGAUUUUCCGGAUGUACAAUGCGAAAAAGAUUUGGAGAGGGAGAUUAUGGUCGUCAAAAGCGUCAGUCACACAAACCUCGUUGAAUUGGUUGGUUACUGCAUUGAUGGAACCAAUAGAUUGCUUAUUUUAAAGUAUUUUCCAAAUGGGUCCUUGAGAUCUAAAUUACAUGGAAAUGGGAAUGUUUUGGACUGGGAAAAAAGAAUGAAGAUCGCCACAGGUUCUGCAAAAGGAUUGGAAUAUUUACAUGAACACUGUAAUUCUAAAAUUAUUCAUUUAGAUAUCAAACCAAAUAAUAUUCUUCUUGAUCAAGAUUUUGAACCUAAGAUAACAGAUUUUGGACUUGCUCAAUUUUUUACCAACGGUGCUACUCACAUAUCCAUAUCAUCAGUUAUGGGAACCCAUGUUUACGAAGAUCCGCUGACAACAAAAUUGAGGAAGUAUUCCGAUAAAUCUGAUAUUUAUUCUUUUGGAGUUAUACUUUUAGAAUUGAUUACCGGAAGAAAACCUAUAUACAAUGGCAUUGACAUUAUUACUUGGGCAAAUCCUCUAAUUAAAAAGGCUUUGGAAGGAAAAUAUACAAAUUUUAUAGAUUCCAAUUUACAAUCCUUUGACCAUGAACAAAUGUAUCGAAUAGUUUCCUGCGUUAAUUCUUGUCUAAAUCAACCUCCAAACUCUCGUCCAACAAUGAAAAAGAUAUGUCUAGUUCUUGAAGGAAAAUCGUCUCCGGAAGAAUUAUACGAUCACAAAUUGGAAUGGGGAAGCAGACGAGCCCAAACCAAGCCUCAAGCCUUUUAUCAUUCAAGAAACUAAUAAUUAUGGUACACGAGAUCGUGGACAUGACAGUCGACGACCAACAGAAGCAACAAGUUAUGGUUCCUCCAACAUCAUUCCAGAAACUUCAUUUGAUAAGAUGGAUUGUUUUCCCAUACCCAUUUCCUU